CACUUGCAGAAGGCGGGCUCGGCGACGCGCAGCAUGACCUCGGUCAAGCCGAUCGAUUCUGUGUCUGCUUCAAGCUCCGAUGGCAGCCUGUCCCGGUUACAAAAAGGUACGCUUGAUGAUGGUGCUUGGGACUUUCGCUUGAUCAAUGCACUCCCCUCUGAAGGCGCUGCCAGAAAUCAAGUGACACCUCUGGAAAAGAUCGAGGUUCACUCACGGCUACUACUACCACGCUUUGCACACAACACCUCCACGCUGUGCACGUUGGACCGGAAAAGCCCCGCACAGUCACAUCUGUCGGUCGCCGCCUUCCGGCUGAGUGGGUGCCAGGCACACACCACACCCUGCCACGAUCUUCAACGUGAACGGUCUUCAUCUUCGACUGUAACGCGCGAAGCGCUGCUGCUCUACUUGAAAACCUUACAAGAUGCCGCAACCACGCAGGACAGACUCCAAUGCGCACGGACGCAAGGCGGUCAAGGAGCUAGACGUGCUCCACGAAGGAUGGGUGCUCAAGAAGAAGCGCAAGAAGAUGCAAGGUUACGCCAAACGCUACCUGAUUCUGACCAAACAGGGCACCUUGACAUACGCACUCACACCCGAGAAGCUUACUCGAGAUGCCAUCGAGAUUCCCCACGCUAGUGUCACUAGCAGUCAGAGGCAAGGCACUCUGCAUGUGGAUAGUGGCAGCUCGGUCUUCCACAUCAAGAUGCUGAAUCCUCAGGACUUCAAUGCCUGGCGAGCGCACCUCCGAUCAUUCAUUCCAGAGCGCGAGCCUGGCUCCGCCCAGCGCAUAUAUGUGGCCUCGGAUAAUGGUUCGGACCUUCAAACAGUCGACCUCAGCCCACUGUUCACUGCCAAUGAAAAUGUCGCAAAGCUCAUUGCGGAAGUGCAAAAGAAGGUCGGAACAUUGAAGGAGAAAGGACAGCCACUUCUCAGUUCUCUUCUGCCCGUCUUCGAGGGUCAAGAUGGCAAGAUCGUCGCCGAGCUGGACUCGCUGGUGGAAUCAUUGGCCGCUGAGCACCUCAACCUGCAACAUGCACUUGAGACCAAAAUCCCGAAGGUCGGUGGGCCCGAUGGAACCAUGGACACUUUGAAGUCUCGAGUCGCUAGCUCCAGAAUGAGCAUCAGCAGUUUCCACACCACGCACACUGGUGGAGACGCGACCUUCUUCGACGCAGAUGCGGCCGCUGGAGCUGAAUUCGGCUUGGAUGAGGAUGGAGAGAAGCAAGAGAGCGCGGACAACUCACGGAUUGAGGAGUCUAGUGGAGCAGAAGACGACGAUGAUGACGAGAGCGGGGAAGACGAAGGGGACAAGAAGGCUGCCAAUACGAAGGGCAAGGCGACCGCGAACGCCUCUACCAACGGUAGCGUGCAGUACAGGAAAAAAUUGCCUGCUCCUGUUUCCGGCGAUGAAGUCAGCUUGUUCUCCAUGCUCAAAAAGAACGUCGGCAAAGAUCUCAGCACCGUCUCAUUCCCCGUCUCCUUCAACUGUCCACUGAGCUUGCUCCAAGCAGCGGCGGAGGAGUACGAAUAUGCGCCUGCACUCCUUGAGCGCGCUUCGAAGACUCAGGAUUGGGUGGAGCGGAUCUGCUUGGUUGGUGCAUUCGCUGUCAGCGGGUAUGCUGCGUCGAAGCUGAGGGCGAGCCGGAAGCCAUGGAACCCACUGCUCGGCGAGACGUUCGAAUGCGUUAGAGAAGAUCAGCACCUGCGUUUUGUUGCCGAAAAGGUGGUGCAUCAGCCGCCAGUGGUCGCUACAUACGCGGAGGGCAAGGGCUGGCGCUGCCAUGGUUGGAGUGCUGUCAAGAACAAAUUCUGGGGCAAAUCGCUUGAGCUCAUACCAGAGGGCAGCCUGAGACUCGAGCUUGACGAUGGCGAUGCUUUCAGCUUCAGCAAGCCAAGCAGCUUCAUGCGCAACCUGCUAGCCGGCAACAAGUACCUGGAACACGUAGGCGAAUUGACCGUCACCAAUGAGAACACUGGUCAGCGUUUGGUUCUGGAGUUCAAAGAGGGCAACAUGUGGGGCUCAAACUCUAGCCGGAACUUGGUCCACGGCGAAGUGUAUGACGAGAAGGGCAAGUCGGUUUCUUCUCUUCGCGGCAAGUGGAGUGACAAUCUGGCCAUUCAGAAGGAUAAGGAGAAUUAUCAGUUGCUUUGGGAAGCCGCGGAGAUGCCGCCAGAUGCAGAAAAGUACUAUGGGUUCACUUACUUUGCCCUCUCUCUCAACGAGAUUACCAAGGACGUGAAGCCUUACUUGGCCCCCACCGAUUCUCGUUUCCGACCCGAUCAGCGCGCCUUCGAAGAGGGCAAGGUCGACGAGGCCGAGGAGCUGAAACAAAAGGUCGAGCAAGCACAACGAGAGAGGAGAAAGGCUGGCAAGAGCUACGAGCCCAGAUGGUUCCACAAAGAAGACGACGAUCCGGAGUGGAAGUACGGAAGCAAGGAUGGCAAGACUUACUUCAAGAGUCGUGCCAAGGCUGCUGGCGACUCGUCGGCAGACAAGGAAGAAGGCAAGGCCGCGGGCGAUGGCAAGAAUGUGUGGUCUGAUUGUCCAAACCUCUUCGAACCCUGAGUGCGGAUCCGUGCCGAGCCCGCGGCACCUCUGUCAGGUCUCUCUUCGACUUUGUUAGCCUAAUCUGCACAAUCUUCACAAGCUGUCUCCUUCUCAUGCUCAGAAGCUACCGGAUUCGUAGCUGAAUGAACAUUCUAUUCUGCUUUCUUCCCGACGCCGCGCACUUUGGUGGGAAAGCUGCGACGUGUGUUCUCACUUGUAGGAUUCUUUGUUCCACAGAGCGGUGCGAAAUUGGCGCUUUGGGCGGAUCAGACGGGACAGAUCUCGGUGAGACUGUGGGUUGCACUCCCGUUAGACAAAUGGCACACAUCUUUAGG
This is a messenger RNA of Ceraceosorus guamensis, 2886 nucleotides long. RefSeq lists its product as hypothetical. Lineage: Eukaryota; Fungi; Basidiomycota; Exobasidiomycetes; Ceraceosorales; Ceraceosoraceae. Gene Ontology annotation, cellular component: plasma membrane; cytosol; perinuclear endoplasmic reticulum. Gene Ontology annotation, biological process: maintenance of cell polarity; piecemeal microautophagy of the nucleus; ER to Golgi ceramide transport. The transcript has 8 exons. The coding region runs from base 425 to 2569 and encodes 714 amino acids. Gene Ontology annotation, molecular function: sterol binding. The record is from RefSeq and is a predicted model, not a curated record.